CUACAGUAUCAGGAUCCUGCCAAGGUAGGAUCUCAUAUCUACGACUUUGCAUCCAACUCAAGUGGCAGCGUUUUCUUUCGAACAUACCCUAGGAGCAGACGAGCCUUAGUCUGUCAGCGCUAUAUUGAUUCCAAAGUCUUUUUCUAUUCCAGCUCCGCGUCGAAUAUUAACCGUACACGAACCACUUACACCCGCCCAACAUCGACGGUUGCCGCUUGCGUACCCCGUCGGCCCAACUCAUGUGGGAUUCCGCCUCCCUGAUCAGCCACAUUUUCGAUCCUAUUUGUACCUAGACUGUCUGGCCUGGGGGGGUCUCUUAACUUGCAAAAAUAUUUCAAGUCCAUCUACACAAUGGCCACGAUGGAAGCCCCUGCAAGACCGCAUGAUCGCAAUGAGCGUCGCCGUCCAUUUUCGAACUGGAUGAAGCGCCUCGCAAACUUGAAGAAUUCAUCCUCGUCCGAAUCGAACACCAUCCGAUGGUCUCACAAGCGAAGUGCCGUACACAAGGAUAAGAAGAGCCCCGGCAAGAAGCAUAGUCCUUACCAUUUCCAUGAAUCGAGUGACCGGUACGGGCGGACGUCUCGUUCGCAAAGCGACCCGUCGAUUACAUGUUCGGCCUACGAGAGUCGGAUGCCUGCGAUGAGUGCAAAGUCUAGGGCACCGACAAUAUCAACAAACGGCGGCGACACCACGAUCUCGGAGGCGGCAUAUUCCAAAGCUGGAACCUUUGCGACAGGUGGCGGUGGCAUCAGCUCCACUGGUGGUGGUGAAGGGAGCACGUUCUCUUCCCCCGCCCCCUCUGUUCGAUCCUUGACCACCACCUUAACGACGGUGCAGUCGGCAGCCCCCUCCACUCAGCUCUACGCCAACCAUAACACACAGCAGGGCCCGUCCCAUGCCAGUUCGAUACAGAACGGCUUGAAUAAUAAUAGUAGUAAUAAUCAACAAGUGCAAUUUUCGCACCAAUUCCCCUCCUCUCCCGUGUCGGCCGUCCCGCCCCACCUUACUCCUCACGGUCACUCAGCCACCUAUACGACAGCAACAGCGAACAACCUCCUGACGGACAAUGCGUCGAUCCUUACCCUUGCGUCAUCAUCGAAGCGCCGCCGCCGCAACUCACUGGAUACCAACGCGUCAAUCCGCGCGCUAGCGCCGUCCUCUGUCUUCGGCGGCAGCCGUGAGAGCCUUCCACUGAGCGUGCUCAGCAGCAAUGUCGGCGAGCCGUUAAACACACCAGGGAUGCUCAACCGGCCGAGUCUGGUCGGGCUGGCCAGCAACGAGCGUACCAGCAUUUACUCUGCUUCCGGGGUAGCCCCCUUGGUGAGCGGCGGCGGCGAGCGCACUAGCUUCCAUGCUACACGACAGGGCGCCACGGAUGGCGCCAGCAUCAAGAGCGGCAUCUAUUCACACACGCGGAAUGACAGUGUGGCGGCCAGCGUGACGGGGUGGAUCUCCAGCUCGCUCCCCGGGCCCACAAACAACAUCUCUGGACGGGUCAGCCGCCGAAGCUCUGGAUGGGGUGAGAUCCCUGGGGUCGAAGGUGAUAGGCGCGGAGAGCAAGAUGAGGAAGAAAGCGACGUACACGACGAGAAGAGCGAAGGCCAGGCCGAGUCGCGAACGCCGGAGUCCUCCGAAGCAAAUGAGCAGGACGGUCCGAGUGCAGAGAUGCCCGAGCGCGGGAAGGAGAAUGACAACAGGGAGGACGAAUGACUCUUCUCUUCAUGAUGCAAAGUUUGCAAACUUAAUGAUUGGACGGAACGAUGGAAUGGCGCAUUGAAUCAAGGAUUGGCAUUGGAGAUUAUGUUUUUACAUUGAUAUCCCCGCAGUAAUGGAUUAGUUAUAAGUCUCAACUCGCAACUAGCAACACGUUUAACCCGUUGACCAAGUACCAAUACGUUAGUCAUGCCAUGACUCGCUCCAGUUCUAUCAAUGAGAUAGGUAAAAUGUAGCAAGUUUACUACUUGAUCUAGGUAGACAAUUGAUCCACUCCUAGACUUACCCUAGACUUACAAAUAGUGCCAUCUCAUGCGAAAAUGUAGAGUAAACAAAGUUGAGUCUCAUCUAUUCACAGUAAACAUAACCAUAUGGCGUGAACUCAUAUCUAAACAUAUCCUAUAAAAGGAAAAUCAAGUAACCUCCCGUCCUCAUCAAACAUGAAGGACUCCCUGAAACACCCACCCAUGAUAGGGCCGUUUGAAGGGGGAAAAAA
Messenger RNA from Penicilliopsis zonata CBS 506.65, 2209 nucleotides. RefSeq lists its product as hypothetical. The record is from RefSeq and is a predicted model, not a curated record. The transcript has 4 exons. Lineage: Eukaryota; Fungi; Ascomycota; Eurotiomycetes; Eurotiales; Aspergillaceae. The coding region runs from base 352 to 1710 and encodes 452 amino acids.